CACGAGCCGGAAUGUCGAACCAACGAUCGACGGAAAAAUAAAGUGAGGUGGAUCGCUCGCGCGGAAAUUCCUCGAGGAUUCGUCCCGAAAGAUGGAUUUUAACGUAAAAAAAUUAGUGAAAGACGCGGGUGCCGCGCUCAGUAGAGUGGUCCAGCUAACCGAGGAAACAUUAGGAACAUCUGAAAAAACUGAGCUCGAUGCUCACUUUGAACACUUGGCGGAGCGAGCAAAUGCCACGAAAACCUGGACUGAAAAAAUGUUGAAAAAUAUGGAAGCAAUGCUCACACCAAAUCCUGGAAAUAGAAUCGAAGACUUCUUUUUCGAAAAAAUCGACAAAAGGAAGCCAAACAGACUCAGCAAUCUGGAGCACGUUGGUGUAGAUAUGAUAGAAGCUGGCAAUGAGUUUGGUCCAGGGAUUGCUUACGGAAAUGCAUUGAUCAAAGUGGGUCAGUGUCAACAGAAAUUAGGUCAAAUCGAAAGGGACUUCAUCAGCACUGCUGCAAAUUGUUACGUUCAGCCUUUGAGAAAGUUUCUCGAUGGUGAAAUGAAAACCAUCAGUAAAGAGAUGGGCAUCCUUGAAAUUAAACGACUUGACCUGGACGCAUGCAAAAGUAGAGUUAGAAAGGCACGGAGCAUGCUGGGCCAGCAGAGCGAUUCCGGAGUCUCGCCUGAAGUCCUGCUCGAUCAGGCAGAGAGGGAGUUGAGGGUGGCCCAAUCGGAGUUCGAUCGACAGGCAGAGAUUACGAAGCUACUCCUAGAAGGCGUAUCAAGUUCCCAAGCAGGACACCUUCGGUGCCUCCAUGAGUUCGUCGAAGCUCAAGCAAGACAUUACGCUCAAUGCCAUGCAACGAUGCAAGACCUUCAACGAGAGCUGGCUGGUUUGUCAGGAGGUCCUUCGUACCAUUUGAGUAGUGCACCGACCCAGGAAUUAUCAGUUGAAAAUGGCCAGGACCGUGCUAGAGUACUCUGCGAUUAUGAUGCCACGGACCCCGGUGAACUCAGUGUCAUGCAGGAUGAGGAUACUUCAAGAUCAAGAAAACGGAAAUGAUUUAAAUUGUCAAUAAUGACAGUCGUCACCACACAUGUUUCGGGGAAAGAGAUGAUGAUAUUAUUUUGUUGCGUAUGCCCAAUGUUAAUAAAAAAAUGUACAAAGCGAGCACUAAAAACAAUAAUUAGACGCCUUAGAAUUAUAGCGGACUUCGAAUAGAUCGGAGAAGAAUUUGUACAUUAAUUCAUUUUAAUUAACAAUCGCAUUAUGUAUAAUUUACAUCUUUUUAAUAAAAUAAUUACUUUAUCUGCCUUAUUUCUUUUUCUUAGCAUAGAAACGUUCAUGUUUAUAACAUUUCAGUUAAAUUUAGAAUAACUAACGAUUUAUUUAAAUGCUUUCUUUCGUUUUCAUUUUACCUAUGCUUGUUUAUUAUGACAGUGUAAUACUUAUCAAUCUUUACUAACCGAAUUUUAUUUCCGUUUAUAUCAUACUCAUUAAUUCCUCAUAGAAAAAAAUUGUUAUAAUUAAAUUUUAUCACUGUUUUUGUCACUAACACUGUAUUCAUUUUCUAGGUUAUAUAUAUCACCGAAAUUCCUGGGGAUAGCGACUACUUAAUGGGUGUUCGAGGCAACCAGCGUGGGAAGGUUCCGAAAGCAUUUGUAGAAAGUCUUCCUUUCCUCUAAAUAACAAUUAACUCAUCAUCUCAUCUUACUUCAUCAGUUUCCUUCUUUAAAAACCACCAUUAAACAUUCACCUCGUAGCCAAGAGUGUUCUGCAGAAUUAUUGCUUCGCAUGAAUAAGAGUCAAUAUAUCGGUGCCGUACUGUUCUCGUAAAAACACCGUAAAGCCUAUCUGUACAAAUUACUUUCACCACAUAUUUAAUAUUAUUCUUCUAGUGAAAUUCAUGUAAACAAAUUUAAUGUGAAAUCCCAGGUCUCGAAACUGGAUUUAUGACGUAGGAAGUUAAUUAAUUCUUUCAUAUCGCAGUUGCGAUUAGCUGAGGAUAUGUGAUUAAAUGUAUACUUUGACAUAUUUCUCAGUAAAUAUCUUAUCGAUCUAUUGUAUUGCCUAUGUAAGGUAAUUGUAUAGUCCUUGUGAAAGAGGAACAUAGGAACUCUUCCUGGUGACAUCGUCACUUAAAUAUGAAGCAUUGUGUGCACAAUUAUUUUAAAGCUCCAUUAGAGCGAUAUGUAGCCUAAACUGAACUGAGUAGUUUGUGCUUGGGUAAAAUAUUGUUAAUUGUCACUGCUAUAUACAAUUUUAAAAGGCUGUUUCAUGUGAAAGAGUUUACGAUACACAGUUG
Molecule: messenger RNA, 2291 nt
Organism: Orussus abietinus
Lineage: Eukaryota; Metazoa; Arthropoda; Insecta; Hymenoptera; Orussidae
Gene: EndoB
Product: endophilin-B1
Exons: 9
Coding region: 92-1048 (318 amino acids)
Biological process (GO): membrane organization
Cellular component (GO): membrane; cytoplasm
Molecular function (GO): protein binding
Source: RefSeq, a predicted model, not a curated record